GAUAAGAAAGGACGUGAACAACUCAGAAACCAGGUAUCUUUUUGCUGUGGACAGUGUGCAUCCCCCUUCUGAUCUGGGUUACCCUCAGCCGGAGAGGAACAGCACAUGUGAAGGUCUUCAACACUGUGCACGGCUCUACAGGCAGCCACACGAUGGUCCCCAAACUCUACGUCCUCGUGCUCGUUAUCACUAUAGGCGGUGGUCUCAGCCAGACCGCUGACACGGACUACGCUACUCAACAUGAGUCCUCACCUCACAAAGAGACAUCCCUAAAGGAAAACCUAAUCGCCCUGCAGGCUGACAGCGACGACCCCACUGAUGGAAACCAAAGCAACAACACUGCGUUGUUCGAGCAAAUCCUAAUGACAGUACCCGAAACGUGCCAGAACAGAUUCCACCUUUGUGGUUCUCUAAAUCCAGCAUCCAAAACACUCAUCGAACAAGGCCAGUUCUGUACAGUACUGUCAAAUCCUUUGGCCAAACUGUGUCUUGUUAGUAUGGGUCCCUGCACAGAUGAAGAUUUCAAAUCCGUCAAGACACAGUCAUGUUCAGAAGAACAUAAUUUUCCAUCUCCUACCCAACAGACACAAGCACCUACCCAACAGACACAAGCACCUACCCAACAGACACAAGCGCCUACCCAACAGACACAAGCACCUACCCAACAGACACAAGCGCCUACCCAACACAUCCAGAGCGUCAAUCAAAACAACACUGCGUUGUUUGAGCAAAUCCUAAAGACAGUACCCGAAACGUGCCAGAACAGAUUCCACCUUUGUGGUUCUUUAAAUCCAGCAUCCAAAACACUCAUUGAACAAGGCCAGUUCUGUACAGUACUGUCAAACCCUUUGGCCAAAUUGUGUCUAGUAGGUAAGGAUUUUUGCACAGACGAAGACUUCCAAUCUGUCAAGACACAGUCAUGCCCUAAAGAAAAUGUCCCUUCACCCCCUACCCAACAACCCCACACGUCUACGCAACAGACACAAGCUCCUACCCAACUAACCCAGAGCCCCAGCCAAAACAACACUGCGUUGUUCGAGCAAAUCCUAAAGACAGUACCGGAAACGUGCCAGAACAAAUUCCAUAGUUGCGGUUCUCUAAAUCCUUCAUCCAAAACACUCAUCGAACAAGGCCAGUUCUGUACAGUACUGUCAAAUCCCUUGGCAAAAUUGUGUCUUGUUAGUAUGGGUCCCUGCACAGAUGAAGAUUUCAAAUCCGUCAAGACACAGUCCUGUUCAGAAGAACAUAACUCUCCCUCUCCUACCCAACAGACACAAGCACCUACCCAACAGACACAAGCACCUACCCGACAGACACAAGCACCUACCCAACAGACACAAGCACCUACCCAACAGACACAAGCGCCUACCCAACACAUCCAGAGCGUCAAUCAAAACAACACUGCGUUGUUUGAGCAAAUCCUAAAGACAGUACCCGAAACGUGCCAGAACAGAUUCCACCUUUGUGGUUCUUUAAAUCCAGCAUCCAAAACACUCAUUGAACAAGGCCAGUUCUGUACAGUACUGUCAAACCCUUUGGCCAAAUUGUGUCUAGUAGGUAAGGAUUUUUGCACAGACGAAGACUUCCAAUCUGUCAAGACACAGUCAUGCCCUAAAGAAAAUGUCCCUUCACCCCCUACCCAACAACCCCACACGUCUACGCAACAGACACAAGCUCCUACCCAACUAACCCAGAGCCCCAGCCAAAACAACACUGCGCCAGUUCUGUACAGUACUGUCAAAUCCCUUGGCAAAAUUGUGUCUUGUUAG
Messenger RNA from Aplysia californica (California sea hare), 1769 nucleotides. RefSeq lists its product as uncharacterized. Lineage: Eukaryota; Metazoa; Mollusca; Gastropoda; Aplysiida; Aplysiidae. The record is from RefSeq and is a predicted model, not a curated record. The coding region runs from base 153 to 1769 and encodes 538 amino acids. The transcript has 3 exons.